ACGACACUUCACAGACAAACAAAUCCCGCCCAUAACAAGCCAGAGAAUAUUCAAUUGCACAAAUUCCGCUCACACAUACCAAAAUGUCUCAGAACCCGGAUUCCGUUGCCAACCAGGGCGAGUUCUCUGGACAUGUCCGACCCAGCGAGCCGCUCAUGACCUCCGGUCACAAACCAGGAAAGCAGGUCGGCGAUGACGCCGCUCCAGAGUUCCACGUAAAAGUCCUGCCCGCAGGAUCCGCUCCCGCGAAAGACACUUUCCAGCCCAACCCCGAGGUGGACGGCCAGAAAGUAGACCCAUCUGACAAGAAGGAGGAAAAGUAAAUCGCUGACCUUGUGGAGGGUGAUGGACGGGGCGAUGUCAAAGACUGGAAGGAUGACCCAACUCAUGCACAAUAGAGGAGUGUGGAAAAUAUAUCAACCGGUCAGCGCGGUCAUUCUGGCAGGCUGAUUACUCAGGAGAAAGUGCUGGUGCUGCGGAUGCGAGUAAGAAGCGAUAAAUGUGCAACUUGCCUCGCGUCUCCAUAGGCUAUGUAAAACAAUCACUGUCAAAUCAGCUCGCACUCGCGAGUGAAAUGAUCAA
Molecule: messenger RNA, 582 nt
Organism: Parastagonospora nodorum SN15
Lineage: Eukaryota; Fungi; Ascomycota; Dothideomycetes; Pleosporales; Phaeosphaeriaceae
Exons: 2
Coding region: 84-323 (79 amino acids)
Source: RefSeq, a predicted model, not a curated record